This is a messenger RNA of Selaginella moellendorffii, 1120 nucleotides long. RefSeq names its product probable 2-oxoglutarate-dependent dioxygenase At5g05600. The record is from RefSeq and is a predicted model, not a curated record. Lineage: Eukaryota; Viridiplantae; Streptophyta; Lycopodiopsida; Selaginellales; Selaginellaceae. The coding region runs from base 74 to 1021 and encodes 315 amino acids. The transcript has 3 exons. Gene Ontology annotation, molecular function: dioxygenase activity.
UGCGAUGUUUUGAUUCUCAUGCUUCGCAGAGGGCAUCGUAUAGAUAGAGAGAUCGCUAGGUUAUCUGACAGCGAUGGCGAUCGACGAGGAGGCGAGCAUCCCUGUUAUCGACCAUAGCGCGUUCGUUCUCGGCGAUGAAUGCGCCAGGGUGAAAGCUCUCGCCGAGAUCGACAGGGCGUGCCGCGAUUGGGGAUUCUUCCAGCUUGUGAAUCAUGGCCUCGGCGCCGAUCGCCUGGAGAAUAUUUUGCAGUGCACCAGGGACUUCUUCGCGCUGCCGUUGGAGAGGAAGCUCGAUCUCGUCACGCCGAUGUCCCCGAUCGGCUUCCUUAACCAGAGCGGCGCCAGCGGCGUGGUGGAUCGGAAGGAGCAUUUGCUGUUCUUCGGCCUGGAUCAUCCCAGCGUGCGGCACAAUGCGUGGCCGGAGUCGCCGCACGGCUUCCGGGGCGUGGUGGAGGAAAUGAUGCGCGAGUGCGCGGCUUUCUCCAAGCUCCUGACCAGAAUUUUGUUCGAGGCUCUCGGGCUUUCGGGCGAUUGCGCUCGCGAGAUCUACAACAAGGAAUCCGGCGACUCAUUCUUGCUGCCAUUCUACCCGGCCUGCCCCCCCGACUACGAGCACGAAUUGGUUCUCGGCCAGCACAAAGACGGUGGGAUUUUGACGCUUCUCUCGCAGCUCAACGAAGUCCCCGGCCUCCAGGUUCUCAAGGACGAUCGCUGGAUCACAGUGAAGCCACUCAAAAACUCCCUCGUCAUCAACGUUGGAGACGUGAUGCAGGUGUGGACGAAUGGGCGAUACAAGAGUGUGAUGCACAGGGUGGUGAGGAGAGAGAACGAUCGAUUCUCGAUGGCCUUCUUCCACAUCCCGGGAUCCAGCACCGAGAUCGCUCCUCUCGAGGAAUUCACCGCCCACGAGCCACCGAAGUAUCGCAAAUUCGUCCAGGGAGAGUACAUCCAACUGCGAAUGAAGAACAGGAGCAUGGGAAACAAAGCCAAGGAGGUGACAAUCGAGCACUACGCCGUUUAAAAUCGGGUUUAGCCUUAAUAGCUUUGAUUUUCAAAUAAGCACUGCAAGUUUUUUUAAAGUUUAAACUUUUUAAACUAAUACUUACAAUAGAAUAUGCCA